Messenger RNA from Sclerotinia borealis F-4128, 1215 nucleotides. The record is from the annotation of a GenBank genome assembly. NCBI's taxonomy places the organism in Eukaryota, Fungi, Ascomycota, Leotiomycetes, Helotiales, Sclerotiniaceae.
AUGUCGUACAGUCAACCUUGUGACACGUUCUUCGUGGAGGAUAAUACUUUCCAACAACCAAAACAACAGCAACCUCGACCAAACUCUCAAGAACAUAUCAAGAUGAUGGGUCGACGGAGACAAGAAGCGAUGGCCAAUGAAUUAUCUAGACAAGCCUGUGAUGCUUACAUGGAUGAUAUAGUUGAUCACAUGGCAUCCAUGGAGGAAGCGACCAUGCCAGACGUUGCCUCGAUAGAAAUUCAACAAGAGAUUCAAUGGUUUAUGCGACCUUAUCUCAUCGACUUCCUGAUCGAAGCUCAUUGUGCCUUCCAACUUCUUCCAGAGACACUCCACCUUACCGUCAAUCUUCUCGACAGAUAUUGUUCGCGCCGAGUAGUCUAUAAGAGGCAUUACCAGUUGGUUGGAUGUGCUGCACUCCUCAUCGCUGCCAAAUAUGGAGAUAAGAAGGAACGGGUGCCCAUGAUUAGAGAACUCAAGUCAAUGUGCUGCUCGUUAUAUGAUGAGGAGAUGUUCACGCAAAUGGAAUGGCACGUGUUAAACACCUUGGAGUGGAUGGUAGGUCACCCUACCGUUGAUAGCUGGCUUCAAUUGGCAUUGUUGGAAGGGCCUGAGUAUGAAGACAUGACCGUUGAGCACAUGUCUUGGUAUAUCUGCGAGAUGGCUUUAUACCACAAAGAAUUUGUCUCGGUCAAACCUUCAGCCAUGGCCCGUGCAUCACUGGCACUUUCUCGAGAUAUUCUUGGAUGUCCCGAGAUGGAUACUUAUGGACAGGUCGAUUCCGAGUUGAUGUUGAGUCUUUCUCGACAGCUCAACCAACCAUCAUCGGUCCUCGCCCGAAAAUAUGCUGCCCCACACCUCUCUAGAGUCUCCGAAGUUCUUCGACGAUUCCUUCUUCAACAAGCAGCUAUGAGCCAAUGUCACGUUACUCCGCCAACUCCCCCUACUGAGCCUGCAGCUGCCCAGAAGCCAAUGCAACAACACGAUGUCUACAGCACACCGCAGAAGGUAUAUGGACAACAUGUUAUCAAUGGGUACCUCACACCACCAAUUACCCCCGAAGGAGAAUAUUUUGUGGCAGGGAAUGGAAAUGAAAUGAAAUCUUAUCAAACCUCAGCACCUAGAUGUCCAAUCACACCGACUCCUCAAGCUCAGAUGCAAUAUGGUCAACAACAAUAUCAGCAACAAUCAUAUCAUCAAGAUACCGUGAUGCAAUAA